AUGAUCGUGUACAUAGGGUAUCAUAUUGCCCCAUCACCACUUCUCAAUAUUCUCAUUGAUUUUUUCACAAAGCCGUACUAUGUAAGUUUAUUCUUUUUCGAAAAGCUACCGCACCCUUCUGAAUGCCUUAAGAUUUUGUGAAAGAUUUUUUCAGCUUAACUUUGACCUUAACUGUUUAAAGUUUUUUUUUUCUAAUUUUUAAUUCUGUAGGAUCUAUGUUUCAAGACUCGAGAUGUCAGAAAUUCCUGUUUCAUAUGGAUACUCUCGUUUUCAAAUUCUGUUUAACUUAUUUGUAAAUUCAGAAAUAUUUCCCACUCCUUCGAGUCAUAAUGAAUGCUACAUUGUUAAAAAAAACCACCAAGUCAUAAUUUUUCAAUAUGCAAAAAAACAUUACUCCAAGUUGAAUAAUUAAAUCAAAAUACGGAAAAAAAUUCCACAUUUCAAAUCUUCCUUCAGGUUGCUUUUGCCGUCAAGAUGACUUUUGGUGGUAUCCACAAUUUGUGGAUACUUACUUAUUUUGUGGAGUAUCAAAAAGAAAAACGUCCAUGUCUUCAAUAUCUACUACUCGAAGUCAUAGAAGUAUUGUUUUGCAAGCUCUACCGAUAUCGAUUUAUUCUUUUUGUAAGUCCAAAAACAACCAAAGAAUAUCCAAAACGGAAUAAAACGCCAGAUUUCAUCUUUCGACAGAUUUUUUUCCUAUUCUUAAAAAUAUAACGAUGUGUCACUUUUUUUGUUCUUGGCUUCAUUCUGUUUAUUUCCUGCUUCCUUAUGUCAGGUUCUGUGUUUUUUUAUUAUUCUAAACUAUUUGAAUUUCAGGUUACGUCGUACCUUUCUCUUUCAUUAUCGGGAACUCGCGAAAGCGUAAGAUGUUUUUUUCUUUAAUGCGAUUGGAGUUUAUUUAUAAAUCCCAACAAAGGCCGCAAACGAUGUUAACGGCAAUAAAAAAAUAUUCAUGUGAAGGGCUCUGUUAUAAUAAACUGAUUCAUUUUUUGAAACGAGCUUGAAACAAAAAAAGGAAUCAAAUUUUAUUUACAAAACGACGAAUAAAAAGAUUUACUUGCGAGCCUCUAAAAAAACUGAUAACGCAUGUUUUUUUGGUAAAAAUAUCAAAAUUGGAGCUUUUUCCAAGGUUUUCGAUCCGCGCUAAUCUGCAUCUAUUGUUUACAACAGUUAAACUAAGCGUUGUAUGUUCUAAAAAGCCCUAGCUUUCAAAAAAGGUCACGAAACUGUUCGAAAAAUUUCUGAGAUUUUCAGGAAAUUUUUUUUCCUGCUGUGAUCUUGCAUCUCCUAAGAAGCAACAUAAACGCAAAAAGAAACGAAAACGAAACCUGCUCUUAAGAAUAUUAAGAAUUUUUGAAGAUUCAGUCGUUUUCAAGUUGGUCGCGUUCUCCGAGAUGGAGGUCAACUGGAUCACCCCAAAUUUGGCUAGGCGGCUAUUUUUUCCAUACUCACAAGACCCUAACACGUCGAUUAAGAAAAUAAAAAUCCACGGCAUCGGGGGUUCCUGA
Molecule: messenger RNA, 1508 nt
Organism: Caenorhabditis auriculariae
Lineage: Eukaryota; Metazoa; Nematoda; Chromadorea; Rhabditida; Rhabditidae
Source: the annotation of a GenBank genome assembly